AUGGGGUUGUCAUUCACGAAGCUUUUUAGCCGGUUGUUUGCGAAGAAGGAGAUGAGGAUACUUAUGGUGGGUCUCGAUGCGGCUGGUAAGACCACCAUUCUCUACAAGCUCAAACUUGGAGAAAUUGUCACCACCAUUCCCACCAUCGGGUUCAAUGUGGAAACGGUUGAAUAUAAGAACAUCAGUUUUACUGUCUGGGAUGUUGGAGGCCAGGACAAGAUUCGUCCUCUGUGGAGACAUUACUUCCAAAAUACGCAAGGGCUUAUUUUUGUGGUUGAUAGCAAUGACCGAGAUCGUGUUGUGGAAGCUAGGGAUGAGCUGCACAGAAUGUUAAACGAGGAUGAGUUGAGAGAUGCUGUGCUUCUAGUUUUUGCAAACAAACAAGAUCUUCCAAAUGCUAUGAAUGCUGCUGAAAUAACCGAUAAGCUUGGACUUCAUUCACUUCGUCAGCGUCACUGGUAUAUCCAGAGCACAUGUGCUACCUCUGGUGAAGGACUUUAUGAAGGACUUGACUGGCUCUCAAACAACAUCGCAAACAAGGCAUAG
Messenger RNA from Lathyrus sativus (Indian pea), 546 nucleotides. NCBI's taxonomy places the organism in Eukaryota, Viridiplantae, Streptophyta, Magnoliopsida, Fabales, Fabaceae. The record is from the annotation of a GenBank genome assembly.